AUGUCCUACCCACAGUUCUUCCAGCAGCCCUUCCGCUACAUGCGAUGGGCAUCACACGAGAGACCAGCGAUCUUCUACUCCUUCGUCAUUGGAACCGGCGGGCCACUGUCCCUAGUCAUUGCGCCGCCAAUCCGGAGAUACUUUAACGAUGGGCCAAGAGAAAAAAUACCGAUGACAUACCCAGUACCGUCGGGUCCAAGGAAGAUACCAGAGGGCUAUGAUGACUAG
Molecule: messenger RNA, 228 nt
Organism: Letharia columbiana
Lineage: Eukaryota; Fungi; Ascomycota; Lecanoromycetes; Lecanorales; Parmeliaceae
Exons: 2
Coding region: 1-228 (75 amino acids)
Source: RefSeq, a predicted model, not a curated record